Trifolium pratense (red clover) is the source of this 1392-nucleotide messenger RNA. RefSeq names its product leucoanthocyanidin reductase-like. The transcript is spliced from 5 exons. Bases 79 to 1155 code for a protein of 358 amino acids. Gene Ontology annotation, molecular function: oxidoreductase activity. Lineage: Eukaryota; Viridiplantae; Streptophyta; Magnoliopsida; Fabales; Fabaceae. The record is from RefSeq and is a predicted model, not a curated record.
GGUCCAUUGAUUUGCUUCUAUAUAAACAAACUAGCACACCCUUCAAUUUUGCAUACAACUCUUCUACCCCUAAAAGUAAUGGCACCAGCAGCAUCAUCACCAACCACUCCUACUACUACCAACAACAAGGGUCGUGUGCUAAUUGUUGGAGGAACAGGUUUCAUUGGAAAAUUUGUAACUGAGGCAAGUCUUUCCACAACACACCAAACCUACUUGUUGGUCCGACCAGGACCUCUUAUGUCUUCUAAGGUUGCCACUAUCAAAACAUUCCAAGAAAAAGGUGCCAUUGUCAUUUAUGGUCGGGUAAAUAAUAAGGAGUUUAUGGAGAUGAUUUUGAAAAAAUAUGAGAUAGAUGUAGUCAUUUCUGCAAUAGGAGGGGCUGAUGGCUUGCUGGAUCAGCUUAUUUUGGUGGAGGCUAUGAAGUCUAUUAACACCAUUAAGAGGUUUUUGCCUUCAGAAUUUGGUCACGAUGUGGACAGAGCAGAUCCUGUUGAACCUGGUCUAACAAUGUACAAACAGAAGCGUUUGGUUAGGCGUGUCAUCGAGGAAUCUGGUGUACCAUACACCUACAUUUGUUGCAAUUCGAUCGCAUCUUGGCCUUACUAUGACAAUUGUCAUCCAUCACAGCUUCCUCCACCGUUGGAUCAAUUGCAUAUCUAUGGUCAUGGCGAUGUCAAAGCUUACUUUGUUGAUGGCUAUGAUAUUGGAAAAUUCACAAUGAAGGUCAUUGAUGAUGACAGAACAAUCAACAAAAAUGUUCAUUUUCGACCUUCAGCGAAUUGUUAUAGCAUGAAUGAGCUUGCUUCUUUGUGGGAAAACAAAAUUGCACGAAAAAUUCCUAGAGUGACCGUCUCUGAGGACGAUCUUCUAGCAAUAUCCGCAGAAAAUUGCAUACCAGAAAGUAUUGUGGCAUCAAUCACUCAUGAUAUAUUUAUCAAUGGAUGUCAAGUUAACUUCAAGAUAGAUGGAAUUCAUGAUGUUGAGAUUAGUACUCUGUAUCCUGGUGAAUCGUUAAGAAGUUUAGAGGAUUGCUACGAAAAAUUUGUUGUCAUGGCGGCUGACAAGAUUCAUAAAGAAGAAACUGGAGUUACGGGCGCUGGCGGGGGCGGCGCAAAGGCUUUGGUAGAGCCGGUGCCAAUCACUGCUUCCUGUUGAAAAGAUUCACCUGAGGUGGAUAUUCUUUUGAGUCAUAAGACAUGCUGAUUGAUUGUUGAUGUUGUUUUCAAGACUGUUUCAUCAUUUCAUGUGUUUGAUUAAUCCUAAUCCUAAGUAGUAUAAAUAAUUGCUGUCUACGGCAAAAAAUUCUUGUUAUUCUGUGUUGAGGUAAAAGUCUUCAUGUAUUGUAAUUGUGUUGCUUUUUCAUGUAUGCUAUUCAAUGAUUUUUGUGGAGCA